Messenger RNA from Pantherophis guttatus, 4787 nucleotides. It is a transcript of the gene TBC1D22A, whose product is annotated as TBC1 domain family member 22A. The record is from RefSeq and is a predicted model, not a curated record. Lineage: Eukaryota; Metazoa; Chordata; Lepidosauria; Squamata; Colubridae. Gene Ontology annotation, molecular function: GTPase activator activity. Gene Ontology annotation, biological process: activation of GTPase activity.
AAGGGACAGCUGAUGCUCGGAGCCAAUAGGGAAAGGGAUUGCUCUGGGGUUUCAAGAUGGCAGCGCGCAGGUUUCCGAGGAAAGGGAAAGGGGCUGGGAUGGAGUGAGCCCCGAACCUUUCGGCCUUGGUUGGAGAAGAGAUCGGGACCCGCCGGUCGAGGUCCGGCAUCGGAUCCUAUUGCCCUUUCGCCGCUCAGAAGAAGGGCUAUGAGGUGACGGGAAGAUGGCGAGCGACGCGGGGAAGAAGCAGUUUUGGAAGCGGAACGCGUCUCGGGUGCCGGGCAGUAUUCAACAUGUAUAUGGAGCUCAGCAUCCUCCUUUUGAUCCACUGCUGCAUGGAAAUUUAAAACAAGGACCCAAGCCUCCUACGACCCCAGUAAAAACAAAGAAAGUCAGCACAUUUCAGGAAUUUGAAAGCAACACGAGCGAUGCCUGGGAUGUAGGGGAAGAUGAUGACGAACUUUUAGCGAUGGCUACAGAAAGCCUCAACACUGAUGUAGUCAUGGAAACGGCCAACAGAGUAAUUCAGAAUCACAGUAAAUUACAAGAGCAGCACAAAUUGCAGGAGGAACAGAUAGAAAGGGAACAGCCCCAGAAAAUUUCAGACUUGCCUUCAGCUGCAUGUGGUGACAACAGACUGGUUAAAUCUGUCAGUGAAACAAACGCAUCAACUUCUGCAGAUGACACUAAUGGAAAUACUUCUGUGCCAAGAUCUCAGUCUCUUCCACAAGCCUCUACACAUGCACUUACUGGUGGGGUGGCAGAUAAUGCCUCUGGUGUUCAUGUAUUAUCUGAAAGAGAAGCAUUGCGAUUAGAUAAAUUCAAACAGCUUCUUGCUGGCCCAAAUACAAACCUUGAAGAAUUGCGGAAGCUGAGUUGGUCAGGAAUUCCAAAACUUGUACGACCAAUUACAUGGAAGCUCCUGUCAGGUUAUCUUCCUGCAAAUACAGAUAGGCGAGAAGGCACUUUGCAAAGAAAACGGAAAGAAUACUUCGCUUUCGUUGAACAAUAUUAUGAUUCAAGAAAUGAAGAAACUCACCAGGAUACAUACAGACAGAUUCAUAUAGAUAUUCCUCGCAUGAGUCCAGAAGCUUUAAUUCUUCAGUCCAAAGUAACAGAGAUUUUUGAAAGAAUUUUGUUCAUCUGGGCAAUACGCCAUCCAGCCAGUGGAUAUGUUCAGGGCAUUAAUGACCUCGUGACUCCUUUCUUUGUUGUUUUCACUAGCGAAUAUACAGAAGAGGAUUUGGAAAAUUUUGAUGUUUCCAGUCUUUCUACUGAGGUACUGCAGAAUAUUGAAGCUGACAGUUUCUGGUGCAUGAGCAAACUGCUUGAUGGCAUUCAGGAUAACUAUACCUUUGCUCAACCUGGUAUUCAGAAGAAAGUGAAAAUGCUGGAAGAACUUGUUAGUCGGAUUGAUGAGCAAGUACAUAAACACAUAGAACAAUAUGAAGUGAAAUACCUUCAGUUUGCUUUCCGCUGGAUGAAUAACUUAUUGAUGAGAGAAGUCCCGCUGCGGUGUACCAUAAGACUUUGGGACACAUACCAGUCUGAACCAGAAGGUUUUUCCCACUUCCACCUAUAUGUCUGUGCUGCCUUCCUUGUCAGAUGGAAAAAGGAAAUCCUUGAGGAAAAAGAUUUCCAAGAACUACUAAUAUUUUUACAGAAUUUGCCUACGAUGCACUGGGGAAACGAAGAUAUCAGCGUUCUCCUUGCUGAAGCCUACAGAUUGAAGUUCGCAUUUGCAGAUGCUCCGAACCAUUACAAGAGAUAAAAAAAAAAAUUACAAAGUGUGGCUCUGAUUGUGACAUCAAGUUUCCAUAUUGUGGUUGUUGUGCUGGCACACAAUUGUCUACAGUUUCUGUAUUACUGUUGAGCAAGAAGCUAUAGGAUUACCAAAGAAAUGAGCAUACAGGCUUGGGGGAAAAUCUUGUGUACUUAAAAAGAAAUAUUCUUGUUCGCUGAUUUAAAAAAAAUUAAAUUUUAUUUUCAUUAUGGUCCCUUUUUUCUUUGGUAAUUGAGUUACCAUGCAAAUGAAUAAAGUGUGUUACAUUCAUUGGGAUCUAAUGACUGAUUGUGUUGUCUCCAUCAGUUUUAUUCCUAGUCAAUUAUGUUCAACAUUUUGAUGGAAGCAUUUUUGGUGUCUGAGGUGCAUGCAAGCUAAUAAGAACAAUCAGUCUUGCAUUGAAAAUGAGUACAACUAAAUUAGGCAAGAAGGUCAUGUAGAGGUGAUUGCACACUUAUUUUGUUCGCAAACAUGGAAUAUUUAACUCCUUUUAAUAGAAAGUUUGUUUACACAAUGAAAUCCAGGAGUAGAUUUUUAUGGAACACAAUAUUUAAAACUUGAAAAUAAUGCCACGUGCGUGAUCAAAUGAGAUCCUCGGACAUUUUACUCAGCAGUGUGCAGAUAAUGUUUACUGUGUUAUUUGACUUUAGAGUUUCCAAAACAUAUUGACUAUAGAAUAGGAAAUAAGUUUGGUUUGCCAUAAUGUAUUACUUAAGCUACUGGUUUAAAACCUUUUUGUGCAUGUAGAUUUUUUAGUUUCAAUAUUUUCCUAAUUAAAAUCUUACUUUAUACAUGAAGAAUAUAUUUUGAUGUGCUAUUGCCUUAUGUUGAGUUUAUAAUACGAUGGGGCACUUGAUAAUGUGAUUCGGUAUGAGUGUGGGUGUACCUCAGCUCUUAUAAUAUAAGCAGGGAGUUACAGUGUGCUGAUCAGGUUCAGAAAAUUGGACUGAUGAAAUCUCCUCAAACGUACUCUCUUGCAACCAUCAUGCAGAGUUCUUGAUUAAUUAAGAGCCAAUUUAUAUAAAAAUAUGUAUGUUUAGCAGCAACUUAGUGCUAAGAAUUCAGUGAAAGGACGUGGUUAGUAAUAUAAAUGAUUUGGCUUUCUAAAAUAUUCACCAACCAUUAAUCUUUUGAAGCGUCCAAUUUAACCGAGGUGAUUUAUUCUUUAAGAUUGUAUAUUUAACAUACAAUUGACCGAGCCAAGUAUUCUUGAUCUUUGUAUAGAGGAAAGGUUAUUGCAAAAGUAGCAAUGAUACCAAUAUGCUUUUAGUAUACCAGAUCUACUAAAUAUGAUCUAUGAAAACCUCUUUAUCACUCACAUCUUCACUAAGUCCUGAACCAAUCUGAACUAUAAAUGGAAUAAGAUAAUAUUAGGAGCUCUUCAUGUGUGCCUUUAAGUCUUUAUUUGAAUGUCUUAGUGUGGCUGUAUAUGUUGACUUCCUUUCUGAAUGGCUAGAUGCCAAACUACAUGAUAAUUACAGGCAAUAGCACUAUUUUUCUGGCCUUUCAUAGGCUGCACAGAUGUUUUAAAAGUUUCUUGUUUAAAAGACAUUUUGUUCAGUGGAGCAUUUGCCAUAUUCUCUUUCUGAUAUUGUUUAACUAUGCGUUCAGAUUGUGUUGGGCUAAGUGAUUGCGAAACAUAUUCCAGUUCCAUUUGAGUUCCUCAUUUUCAAAUGCAUGCUUUUAACAGCUUUAUUGAACAAAGCAGAGUAGUUCUGUUAUUAUCGUAACACAGGUGCACAGUCACAAAGAGGAUACAAUUUAUGAGAACUUCCAAGUCAAUAGUGACCUGAGGGGGCUACAUUAUUGAGGAGUUACACCAUCCCUUUCUGUUAAGGUAUCGGUGUUAAUUCUAAUCCUAUCAUCCAUCUACUAAUAUACCAUGCAAAGUCAUUCACAGCCAAUGUAUUCCAAUAGAUUCUUGACUUUAAUCAUAUAAUGGAAAUGGCAUUUAGUUUUUCAGAAUUCCCCCCCCCACACACACACACACACUAAGUUUGUAAGCCACAAGGGUUAAAGGAUUUUUAAACAUGAGGAUACUUUAAAGUUCAGUGCAUUAUUAUUUUUAAAUUGUUAGAUUGUGUGUCAAAUAAAAUAAAUAAAACCUUCCCCGCCCUCAAGGAAAAAAAUAAAAAUCAAACCAGCUGAAAUGCAAUGAGAGUGAAAAUUGUAUGAAUCAUUAAAAAAAGAAGAUAUAGAGCACAUGAAUUUGUACUUUUUAAAUUGUAUAAUUUGCAUAGGAAUUUCUCUUAUGUAAAAUGAGUCUGUUUUACUGUGUUAAAUGUAUUUGGAGAACUGAAAAAGAAUGUUAAUUCCAUUUGAUAUGACUUUCAGGCUUUGUUAGGAUCAUUAUUGCUUCCUCUUCAAAACUGAAUAAUAUUUCAUGCUGUGAAAAAAACAACCACCCUUGAGUACAUCAGAAACAAAGGGUGAAUCUAUCCUCCAAUGUUGUUUUAUAAAAAUUGGGUAUUUAAGACAGCUGAUAUCAUUCUGGCCAUAUGAUACAUUAUCUAUGUACUUAUUUUUUUUCCUUGAAAUUGUGUCUUGAUUUCUUUGUAUAACUCAGGAAAAGUGCCACCCCAACCAGCUGUUAUAUGGAAAAAAAUAUUUCUGCCACUUUUACAUCCCUUUGUUAAAAUUUUGAAUUGCUCUCUAAUAUCAAUAUUCUUCCAUUUAAGAUUUAUUAAUGUAGAAAAGAUAUUGGAACAAUUCAAUAAUUUAGCAUGAUCUGUAAUGUUAUAUUGAAGGCUUAAAGCUACCUUGUCAUAAAUGCAAUAUUAAAUGUACAGUGCAUAUAACCGAUUUCUAUCUAUAGUAUAUGCUUAGUAAUGUAAAUAAAAACAAUGUACUAAAUAUGUAAAUAUAAAAUAUGAAAGAUACAGCUAUCUUGCAAUCACCUGUACAUCUCAAAUAUACUAUAACAAACUAGUUGCACUAGUCUUUAAUUUCAUAUGGAAAAGCCCAUAGAUUUGUAUUACAUCAAUAAAAUGUAAUUAAUACCCAA